Messenger RNA from Impatiens glandulifera, 1631 nucleotides. RefSeq lists its product as uncharacterized. The transcript has 3 exons. The record is from RefSeq and is a predicted model, not a curated record. NCBI's taxonomy places the organism in Eukaryota, Viridiplantae, Streptophyta, Magnoliopsida, Ericales, Balsaminaceae. Bases 37 to 1416 code for a protein of 459 amino acids.
GUCACUCACACUCCCACUAUAGACUUGUUGAAGAAAAUGGAGUUUAUCCGCAAAAUCUGGUUCAUAUGCUUCGCAAUUCCGUUUCUUUCAACCAUCUCAUUCUCACAGUCUACCGGAAACAGAGUAAAAUCCGCCGUUUUCCGAUCGCCGGCAAUUGAGCUCGAACCGGGAUCCGUUUCCAUGAAAUACUUUUACAACCUCGACUUUCCAAGAGGUCACAUAGCAAUCAAAGGUGUACAAGUUGAACUCGUGGACGAAAACAAUAAACCCAUUCCAUCCGGCGAAGCUUAUCUCCACCAUUGGAUCAUCACAAGGUACUAUCAGCGUAUAAAUACAAAAACCCAGAUUAAUUCAAAACUACCCAUCUUCAUCGAGCAGAGAAAUUCUGGCUUAUGCGAAGAACACGUAGGUCAGUAUUUCGGCUUAGGAUCUGAAUCACAGAAAACGAUCUCCGAUAUCCCAGAUCCGUACGGUAUUGAGGUAGGAAAUCCGUCAGAUAUCCCGGCCGGAUAUGUUGACGGGUGGGCGAUGGUUCCUCAUAUUAUUGACACGAGAGGUGUUGAAGAUAGGCUUGGAUGCACUGAAUGUGUUUGCGAACUUUAUAACUUAACCCAACCUGGAUAUAUAGGAGGAUUAUUCUGUUGCGGGGAUGAGACGAAUUGCAGAUUGAAAUCAGUAUUUAAAGGAAGGGAGAAGAUGAAGUAUUAUAUGAGAUAUAUUGUGAAAUGGGUUGAUUUUGAUGAUUCUGUUUUACCUGUUAGAAUUUAUAUUCUUGAUGUUACUGAUUCUUCCGGUGAAGAAUCGAUACAUAAUUGUCAGUUGGAGUACGAGGUAGAACCGUGUGAUGUUACUGGAAAGAUUGAUGGAGUUUGUAAACAUGUGAAGAGGGCGAGGUUCAGAAUGCCCAGAGGUGGGGGCAUUGUUUAUGCAGUUGGACAUCUUCAUACCGGAGGAAUCACUUCAACUUUGUAUCGUCAGGAUGGAGAAGUUAUAUGUUCUUCGAGGCCAAGUUAUGAAGAAGGAAAAGAACCAGGAGACGAGGAAAGUUACAUUUCAAGUAUGUCGGUGUGUUAUCCUGCGACAGAUUCUGUUAAGAUAUUGGAUGGUGAGAUUAUUGAACUCGAAACCAAUUAUAGCAACACCAAAAGACAUACCGGAGUUAUGGGAUUAUUCUAUCUUCUUCUAGCGGAUAGUCAUAAUCUACAUCAAUUGUCUUCAUUCAACUCUUCAUCAUCUUUACUUCAAGUUUCUUCAUCUUCUUUAUACAAGGAUUUCGUAUUGGAGAAGGUAGCAACAUUGUCUGUUACUGUUUGGGGAGUGGCCUUGUUUGGAUUGGCAAUAUUUAGUGUCGUAAUUGCAACUAUAAUUGCUAAACGGAAAAUAGAAGAAAGGAAGAGUGGCUACGAAUCUAUUUGAUAUAGUAUUCAUGUUUGUAAUAGUAUACUUCUAUUAUUGUGUUUGUAUUUUAUUUUAGUGGUUUGUAUGAAUAAAUAUUAAUCACCAAUAUGUAUAUGUGUUAUUAAGUGACCAUGUCAUUUUCAUGACUUAGUCAUUGUUUGAAUAUUGUGGUUUAACUAGUUUUUUAAUUUCUGUCUAAAUUGUAACUUUAUUGACCUAUGGGCUUCUCACAA